AUGGAAGGAGGAAAAGAAGCGCUGGGAAAUAAAGAGAGAAAAGAGGAAGGGUACGGAUGGUCCAUGUGCAUAAACAGUAAGAUGCUGUGUGUGGGGAUAGGAAGUAGACUCGUGAUGUACGAUGUAAAGACACUGGAGAAGACGAAAGUACUGGAAACAUCAGGAGAGAAUAGAGAGCUACGUGUGCUAGAUAGUGCACUAAAUGGUAAAAAUAGAGAAGACAAGAUGAAUAGCAAUGGAGAUAUCUUGCUAGCUGAUGGAAACAGUGAUGGCAUCACUGGCAGUUCGAGAGUCGGUGAUAGUGAUAGAAUCAGUGAUUCUGUAAAGAUCGGCAGCAAAAAUAAAAAUAAAUCUGAGAGUGUUGGCGCAGCUGCAGAAGAAGAAGAAGACGAGAAUAUUAUUUUUGAAAAUUCUAAAUAUGAUGCAGCAGAAGGCGCAAAUGCUGAUAGCUCUGUGGUAAUUAGAAGGUGCGAGUUUAUAAUGGACAGUGACAUAGUAAGUAUAGGGUAUUUUAAUGGCGUGUGUGAUAUAGUGAACAUAGACAAGAACAUUAGACUAGAUAGACUGGAGGGCGAUGAAAGCGAGAUAAAGUCAGUAAGCUACGGGAGUAACAGGCUGGUCUUCAGCACCAGAGAAGGAAGUGUGUGGAUAUGGUUUAUGAAUGAAGAAGGAGAGUGGGAGAUAGAAGAGAUAGUGGAGUACAGUGAGAGCGACGUGAAGAGCACUAUUUGGUUCAAGAAUAAGCUAAUUACAACAGGGUAUAACGACGAGGUGGUGAUAUACAGCAGAUGGGAGGAUGAAAUAUGCGAGGUAAAGUGGGAGAUAGAGAGCAUAUUUAAGACAGAGUCCUGUGCCUGGGAUGCCUCUGCGGUAGAGAUAGAAGGAACAGGGUAUAUAGCAACAGUGACACAGCAGGGAUACUUACACAUAUACAGUAAUAGCUCUGCUAAUAGUUCUGUAAAUGGUAAUGAUCUUUCUGCGAGCGGUAAUUCUUCUGUAAACAGUCAUAGUGAUAAUAAGGCUGAUGGGGAGAGUGGCGGUGAGAAAGUCUUUAGAGAGGAAGUGUCAUUGAAGGUGUCUUCGUAUCCUGUUAUAUCUGUCACUAAUGCUGUGUAUAACGGGGUAAAGUGCUUUGCUAUGGUCGUGGAUAGGCGCAGGCUUGUCUUAUACGCGUACGGAAUAAACGGGCUGUGUGUGCUAAGCGAGCGCACAGUUCUUACAGAGUAUGAGGAGCCCAUGGACAUCGUAUUCAGUGAAGAAGAGAGCGCUAUCUUCAUUCUCUCCACAUCCGUAAGUAACAGAAGGAAGUAUACGCACAUAAGAAAGGUACUUCUGAAAGAGAUGGCGUAA
This is a messenger RNA of Nematocida minor, 1350 nucleotides long. RefSeq lists its product as uncharacterized. Bases 1 to 1350 code for a protein of 449 amino acids. Gene Ontology annotation, cellular component: cytosolic [4Fe-4S] assembly targeting complex. The transcript has a single exon. Lineage: Eukaryota; Fungi; Microsporidia. Gene Ontology annotation, biological process: iron-sulfur cluster assembly. The record is from RefSeq and is a predicted model, not a curated record. Gene Ontology annotation, molecular function: protein binding.